AUGGACUCUGAUGAAGUUCGUAAAGAUACCACUGAGGACAUUCAUAUCGAAACGCUGGACCAUGCAGUCAAACCUGACACGGCCCACGAUGUACCUAUUGAAGACCGGGACUUGAAAGAGCGACGACUGGUGCGGAGAAUCGACAUUCGAAUGAUGCCUCUAAUGAUGCUGCUCUAUAAGUUUGUCCCAGAUUUCUUCGAUAAACCUGUUACUGACAUUGCGGCUGCUCGAUUGGGAAACUUUGAGAAGGAUAUCGGUCUGGUUGGAACCCAGUACAAUACCAUCAUCAGUGUCUUCUUUGUUGGAUACAUCCUCACUCAGGUUCCCACGAACAUGAUUCUCAACAAGAUGAGGCCCAGCAUUUUCCUUCCAGUUGUCAUGUGCUGCUGGGCCGUUGUCAGUGCCUCCACUGGCGCAGUUCAGAACUACAAGGGUGCUAUUAUUCUUCGAUUCUUACUGGGAUUUGUCGAGGCGCCCUUUUUCCCUGGCGCCUUGUACCUUUUUAGCUCAUGGUACACGAAGAAGGAACUGGCGGUUCGCAUCUCAGUGUUGUAUGCCGCGGGACAGAUGGCAGGAGCCUUUGGUGGCCUUCUCGGCAGCGCAAUCAUGGGAGGAAUGGAUGGAAAGCUAAACCUCGCCAAUUGGCGAUGGCUUUUCAUCAUUGAGGGAACGAUUCCCAUCCCAGUCGCUUUUGCUACCUACCUCGUACUUCCAGAUUACCCAGCGACAACCAGAUGGCUCACCGACGAGGAGAGAAAGCUGGCCAUCCUCCGAAUCACCGAAGAAGCAGUGGAAGAAGAUAAUCGAGAAGAGGCGUCCGCGUUGCAAAGCCUGAAAAUGGCUUCCACGGACCCAGCGCUCUAUAUGAUCUGGCUCAUGCAGCUUGGACUCAACACUGCCGCGGCCUUUACCAACUUCUUUCCUACAAUUGUGGCGACCCUCGGAUAUAGCCAACGAAACACCCUCCUUCUCUCCGCUCCGCCGUACGUCUUCGCAGCAAUACUUGGCAUCACAAAUUCUUGGCAUAGCGACAAGCACCGUGAGCGAUGGCUCCAUAUCGUAUGGCCCCAAAUCUUCUGCAGUAUCGGCUUCAUCAUCUCUGCGACUACUCUCAACGUAGCAGCCCGCUACACCGCGACAUUCAUGAUGAUGAGCGUAUACGGCUCGUUUGGUUGCAUCCUAUCAUGGAUUUCGACAACACUCCCUCGGCCAGCAACGAAACGAGCGGUCUCGUACGCUGUCGUCAACGCUGGAUCUAAUUUGGCUUCCAUCUAUGCCAGCUACUUCUACCCGAAGUCGCAUGGCCCACAGUACUGGCAGGCAAACAUUAUCAAUGUGGCAUUUUCUGGAUUAUGCAUUCUUUUGGCUACCUUGUUGCACUUCUACCUUCGCUGGCGUAACCGUAGGCUUCGCGUAGCCGGAGACGAGGAUCUCCAGAAUGAAGGCACACGCUCGGGAUCACGAUCAACAAUGUUAGGUGCGAGGUGGCAGUGUCAUCCUGCCUAUCAGUAUACCCUGUAG
This is a messenger RNA of Colletotrichum orchidophilum, 1521 nucleotides long. RefSeq lists its product as uncharacterized. Gene Ontology annotation, cellular component: membrane. The transcript is spliced from 5 exons. Bases 1 to 1521 code for a protein of 506 amino acids. Gene Ontology annotation, biological process: transmembrane transport. Lineage: Eukaryota; Fungi; Ascomycota; Sordariomycetes; Glomerellales; Glomerellaceae. Gene Ontology annotation, molecular function: transmembrane transporter activity. The record is from RefSeq and is a predicted model, not a curated record.